Messenger RNA from Patiria miniata (bat star), 1059 nucleotides. RefSeq names its product beta-3 adrenergic receptor-like. Gene Ontology annotation, cellular component: membrane. Gene Ontology annotation, molecular function: G protein-coupled receptor activity. Gene Ontology annotation, biological process: G protein-coupled receptor signaling pathway. The record is from RefSeq and is a predicted model, not a curated record. The transcript has a single exon. NCBI's taxonomy places the organism in Eukaryota, Metazoa, Echinodermata, Asteroidea, Valvatida, Asterinidae. The coding region runs from base 1 to 1059 and encodes 352 amino acids.
AUGGCUUUCCAGACAACUACAGACGGUGGAAUGACCACCAUGAGUCCACACAAUGUCACCGUAGUCUCGGUCGUCAAGGCCUGCCUCUUAGCCGUGACGACCACCCUUAUUCUCCUCGGCAACUCUCUGUGCUUGAUCGUUCUACGCUACACACGCGACGGAGUCAGCCCCGUCACCAAACUGUUUCUGAUCUCGCUGACCAUCAGUGAUCUGUUGGUUGGUGUGCUCGUCGGUGUGCCUGUGGUGGGUUCCACGGCCCUGCAGAGUUGGCCGUACGGGGACGCCUACUGUACCGUUAUGGCCAUGUGCCACGUCUUGUACUUCAACGCUGGCAUGUCCGUGUUGGCCAUCAACAUCGAGCGAUACAUCGCGGUGAUUUGGCCUUUGAAAUACCCAUUGAUUGUUACCAUGGCAAGGGCAGCCAUUGUGGAGGUCUUCAUCAUCUUCAUCUUGCUCUUGUGGUUACUUCUCUACGUACUUAUGCCCGACCGCAUGUCAUUCUACUACAACAAUUUCAGCCAGUGUUUCAUCGACUCCCUGAAUGGAACCGAUUACCUGGGUCACAUUGCGAUGACUCUCUUCAUCGCGCUACCUCUUUUGAUUACGAUCGUCCUGCACGUCAGGUUAUUCGUACUGGCUACUCACCACGCCUCCAAAGUCGGCAACAUAACCUUGGGAAGUUUCAAGUUGCGGGACUCUGAGUCCUCAGCGGGGCAGUCCGAUCAACCUCAUCCGGACCAAAACGCUCAACCGGCGGCUGCGCGUCCACGCACCCGCCGGAGCCCCGAAGCCAAAGCAGCUCGGACAUUCUUCAUCAUGGCCGUGGUGCUCACCAUCUCCUGGACGCCGUACUACGCCACCAUCACCUGGGAGAACCUUCGCUCGGACCCGGUACCCGAGGCCCUGGCCUUCACGUCACAGCUCCUCCUCCUCUUGAACAGUAUCUGGAAUGUCAUCAUCUACUAUACACGAAAUGACGCUUUCCGGAAAACGGCCAAUAGACUAUUAGGCUGCUGUUUCCGAGUUCAUUCCUGGAAUGACCAAGAACUGAUGACUUGA